Messenger RNA from Cetraspora pellucida, 1311 nucleotides. NCBI's taxonomy places the organism in Eukaryota, Fungi, Glomeromycota, Glomeromycetes, Diversisporales, Gigasporaceae. The record is from the annotation of a GenBank genome assembly.
AUGACAGAAAGAAAAGUGUUAGUGCUCGAUAAUGGUGCUAGCUCCAUUAAAGCCGGUUAUGCAAUCGUUUCACAACAACCGAGAAUUGUUCCUAACUGUAGAGUAACACGCGGCAAGGGGGAUAAAAAAACUUAUAUAGGUGAUCAAAUUAGUUCUUGCACUGACUUCUCCGGAUUAUAUUAUAGAUUGCCCUUUGAAAAAGGUUUUCUUACGAAUUGGGAAGUUGAAAAGGGUAUUUGGGAUAGAAUAUUUUCAAAAGAUAUACUUGAUUGCGAUCCGCAAAAAACCAGCCUUCUUAUUACGGAACCAUGUUUUAACUUGCCGAAUAUUCAAAGAACAUAUGAUGAAAUGAUUUUCGAAGUAUAUGAAUUUCAAUCAUAUUGCCGAACAAUCGCCCCAUGGUUAUGCAUUCAAAAUGAUACGUCAAGUCUUUAUCCAAAUAGGCCACAAAACCCUGCUGAACCUCCGGAUUGUGUUUUAGUUGUUGAUUCUGGUUAUUCUUUUACUCAUAUUGUCCCUUUUGUCAUGGGUAGACCUAUUCUUCCUGCUAUUCGAAGGAUCAAUAUUGGUGGAAAAUUACUGACCAACCAUCUUAAAGAAAUUGUGUCAUUUCGAUAUUGGGAUAUGAUGGAUCAAACUUAUGUUAUGAAUGAAGUUAAAGAAACAUGUUACGUUUCCCAAAAUUUUUUUGCGGAUCUCGAAACAUGUAGAAAAAAUACACGAGAUAACCCGAUUCUUCAAGAGUAUGUGCUUCCAGAUUUUUCAAGGAAUACCAAAGGAUAUAUUAGGGAAAAAAAACGCGGUGUAGAAUCAUAUGAUCAAUCGGACGAACAAGUUUUAUACAUGAAUAAUGAACGUUUCACAGUGCCAGAAAUAUUAUUUAACCCAUCUGACAUCGGCAUGAACCAAGCGGGAAUUCCUGAAGUGAUAGUAGAGGCAAUUAAUGCCACUCAUCCUGGUACCAUUUGUUUUAUUUUGAUUGUUUUGAUUUCAUCGGGUAGACGGAGGGAUGCUGAUUAUUUGGUGGUAACUGACGACAGUAAUUUGGGUUUUAUAUUCAUCAAUUUGAGUUUAGACAUGUUUCCUUUUCCUGUAAAUGAUGUAGAUUUGCAUGGUUUAUUUUAUGGAAAUAUCGUAUUAGUCGGUGGAAACAGUUUAUUCGCCGGAUACAAAGAGAGGGUAAAAUUUGCUUCCACGCCAGAGUUUAAUGAAAGAUUAGUUACGCGUUCUGAAUACUUGGAAUAUGGAAGUAAUAUUUGUCUUAGAAAAUUUGGAUUAGGUGGUGACGAAAUUGAUGAGAUGUCUGAAUGA